Messenger RNA from Triticum dicoccoides, 2101 nucleotides. RefSeq lists its product as uncharacterized. The record is from RefSeq and is a predicted model, not a curated record. NCBI's taxonomy places the organism in Eukaryota, Viridiplantae, Streptophyta, Magnoliopsida, Poales, Poaceae. Gene Ontology annotation, molecular function: protein binding. Bases 102 to 1532 code for a protein of 476 amino acids. The transcript has 2 exons.
CCAUUUAGGCCGUCGCCUACCAGUCUCGUGCCAACUCCCACACAUCACCGCCGCCGCAGCCGCCGCCGCCGCCAGCACCGACGCCGAAGAACGGCCGGGAAAUGGCCUUGCCGGUGAUCCCCAGCAAGCUCCUGGCGGAUAUCUUCCUCCGCCUUCCCACCCCAGAGGACCUCAUCCGCGCCUCCGCCGUCUGCGUCUCCUUCCGCCGCCUCGUCGCCGACCGCGCCUUCCUCCGGCGCUUCCGCAAGCUCCACCCUCCGCCCCUCCUCGGCUUCGUCGACUACAGCGGCUUCCACCCCGCCGAACCGCCUCAUCCCUCCGCGCCGGCGGCCAGCGCCGUCGCCGACGACGACUUCGACUUCGACUUCGGCUUCCUCCCCGGGUCCUCCUUGGACUGGACCGUGCGUGAGGUCCGUGACGGCCGCGUCCUCCUCGACAGACCCGGCCGUCACGAGCCCCUCUUCAAGGAGACGGUGGUGUGCGACCCCCUGCACCGGCAGUACCUCCUGCUUCCCCCGAUCCCCGGUGACGUAGCCGCUUCGGUUGCGGUCCAACUCCUGAUAGAGAGGCGGGGCUUCGCCGGUUGCUUCCUCGUCCCUUCCGGCGACGAAGAAGAGGCAGACGCAACGGAGACGUCGUUCAGAGUGAUCUGGCUGGUGGUGCUUGAAAAUAAACCGGUCGCCGCUGUCUUCUCUUCCACCACAGGGCAAUGGCGAGCCAUUACACCCCUGAUUUGGAGCUUACCUGGCUUACAGUUAUCGACAUGGAAGUUUUGGUUCGUGUCGCGCCACUGCGCGCAUGGCUGCUUCUACUGGAUUUCAGGUUCAAUUGAAAAAUUGAUCGUGCUUGACAUCCGUAAGAUGGAGUUCUCCAUGGUUGAUCACCCACCCUGUGCCAGACAUUUGGGCGAUGAUGUGGCCAUCGCGGAGGGAGGCCAAGGCAGGACUAUGAUGUUUGUGCCUAAACCAGACACAAAAUGCCUUAUUUAUACUGUUUGGUGGCGAAAUAAUGGUGGGAAUUCCACCCAGUGGCAGAUGGAGAAGACAAUCUCGCUGGAUUCUGACUGCGUAAUCGAGGGUGCAGUUGGGAGGCACUUGCUCCUAUAUUAUGUCGGAGUCUCGUCGGCCAAGCAAGGUUGUUACACGCAGGACGUCGACACAUUGCAGCUUGAGAGGGUGUGUUAUUCAUGUCCAAAACAGUCACAAGUAUAUUGCAACUUCCCACCAUCGUUAUUAUCAUCACCGACAGUGUCAAGUGUCCCACGCCACGCCGACCACCGAGGAGUGGACGACGCUGUGCCGGCACCAGAACCACGAGAAGCUGACCUCGCUGGGGGACCGCCGUGCAAGCGCGGUCGUCGCAGCGGCCGCUCGGGCUCCAGAACCCUUGGAGGCGGGUCGCGGUGGACGGGGAGAAGGAGGCUGAGGCUUGACCCGUGGUGGACGAGGGCCUGGGGGCGGAUGAGGGGCCAGAUCAAGGUGUUGUCCAGGACGGCUGCGACCAAGUCCUUGGGCGGCAGGGGCUUGCCUUGACCAGGAUCUGCUAGCAGCUAGCUGAUGGGGACAUGGGAUGACUCGAUCCUUUUUGUAAGAUUUAUACUACUGGUCUGCUGCGUGUUGAUCUUUUUGGUUUCAGAACAGAAAACGGUACCGUUGUCAACACCCAAACGGCUUGAUCUAGUUACGAAAUCAAGCUGCAGUCUUCGAGAGGCAAGAUCGGCUGCUGCACGGCUAUGUCGCUGUGAGAUUUUUUCCAUCCAAGCAUGAACGCACUAGUUGAACUUGAUUCUUGUUGGUCCACUUCUUUGAUCCCCGUGUGCUGUUGUAGCAGGCAAGGGCUAAAUACCUGGCAUCCUGGUUGAUCUAGCUAGCUAGCAUAUGGAUCCAGCACCAACAAAGUGAAUGAUCCCUUUUUCAUACAAUUUUUAGUUUCUGAACCUUGGCUCCAGGAGGUGCAGAGAUGAGCAUUCUGGUUGAAAUGCGCUCGAGAUGCACAUGGAUUUGCAUUUGUCAGUAGCAGCUAGCUUGUCGAUGGCAGAGUUUCUGUUUAAUACUCUAUAUAUGCAGUAGGUCAAUCUGACGACUUGCUGUCGCUUCAUUUA